Molecule: messenger RNA, 327 nt
Organism: Mya arenaria
Lineage: Eukaryota; Metazoa; Mollusca; Bivalvia; Myida; Myidae
Exons: 4
Coding region: 1-327 (108 amino acids)
Source: RefSeq, a predicted model, not a curated record
AUGUGUCCAAAGCUUAGGACGAGACGAUCAACCACAGCGACGUCCCAAGGACACCCGACCACACCAUGCGACUGCCAACAACAGACAGUGUUCUUGAGGGUAGCCAGAUUUCCGCAGCCGCCGGUAUCACCCACUUUUAGGGACAAGUACGACAUGGACACGUCUGAUUUUGAUGUGACCCGGCCCGACCGUGAACUGCUCCAAGAAAAUCAUGAAACCGGGCGACAUCCCAGCAGCCUUCAGAAAGAUAGAGGAAAAGAUGGACGCCAACGACGAAAGAAUGAUCUCCCUUCAUCAGUAUGUCAGCAGCACGUGGAUACAGAAUGA